UGGCGCAGCCGGUCGGGCGUUAAGAGCCUUGCUUGACGGUUCUCCUCCGUCCGGGGCGCUUGCGCCCUCGGGACGUCCUUAAACCGUGAGGGAACCCGGGGCCGUUCCGCAGCCGGGCCGGGGAGGCCGGGCUCCUUCAGCGCCCGAGAAGCUGCCGCCCGCUGCCGGAGCCCCCACACGCCUUCCCGCCUCCGGCGAAGGCCGGCGCGAGCCCCGCCCCCUCAGGCGGCGGCGCGUGGGAUUCGAACGGCCGUGCCGGGCGGGCGGGCAGGACAGAACAUGGCGGCGGCGGCGGCCUUGCGGCGCCAGUGCCCGCUCCUGCUGCCGCAGAACCGGGAGGGGACGGCCUACGAGGGCUUCGUCACCGCGCAGGGUAGAGACUUCCAUAUCAGGAUACUGUUACCAAUGGAUUUUCAACUGAAAAAUGCAAGGAUAGAGUGUAGCUGGCACCUGAAGAAGAUCCUGCAUGGACAUCUGCAUAUUUUAAAGCAGAGGUUGCACAGCUGUCCAGAUCUUGUCAGUUUUAUGGUGGAGCUGAAAACUGUUUUGGAAAUUGCUUUAAAGAAUACACAAGACCUGCAUAUACCAUGGCCGCCAGAAUACUACUCCUGUCUUGUCAGAGAUCUAGAAAUACUGGGUUGGAAUAAAGUCGCGUAUGUGGAUACUGGCCUUGCCACAAUCAAGCUAAAAGCUGAAGACUCUUGCGGUCGACAGCAUCUCAUCACUCUGAAGUUUAAUGCAAAGUAUCCAACAGAACCACCGGAUUGCCUUGUGGAUUUUCCUGUUCAGUUUGCUGUUUCUUGGAUGCCACAGGACUCCUUAAUAGACAUUUAUAAUCAGUUCCUGGCAGCAUUAGAAUCGCUGAAAGAAUUCUGGAAUGCCAUGGAUGAAAUUGAUGGGAAGACUUGGGUGCUUGAGCCAGAAAAUCCCACACGAAGUGCUACAACAAGAAGAAUUGCAAUAGGGAACAACGUCUCGGUGAACGUGGAGGUCGACCCUCGGCAUCCAAACAUGCUCCCCGAGUGUUAUUUUCUCGGAGCAGAUCAUGUGGUUAACCCUUUGAGAAUUAAGCUGAACAACAAUUUGCACUUAUGGGAUCCAGAAAUCAGUUUAUUGCAAAACUUGAAAGACCUCUUGGAAAUGGAUUUUCCAUCUCGUGCUGUGUUAGAAAAAAGCGAUUUUACUAAGGACUGUGGAAUCUGCUAUGCCUACCGCCUUGCCGGCACUACUCCCGAUCAAGUGUGUGAUGAUCCCCGCUGCGGACAGCCCUUUCACCAGGCCUGCCUGUACGAGUGGCUACAAGGUCUUCCUUCUAGCAGACAGAGUUUUAAUGUCAUCUUUGGUGAAUGUCCGUAUUGUAAUAAGCCACUGACACUGAAAUCUUCAAUGAAGAAGCCUUGAGAAAAAACUGCGCGCUGGGAACACCGCUGCACUUGCAUUGAAGACACUGAAACAGUGACAUCAAAGAAAAUACAA
Tyto alba (common barn owl) is the source of this 1476-nucleotide messenger RNA. It is a transcript of the gene FANCL, whose product is annotated as FA complementation group L. Lineage: Eukaryota; Metazoa; Chordata; Aves; Strigiformes; Tytonidae. Gene Ontology annotation, molecular function: ubiquitin protein ligase activity. The transcript is spliced from 14 exons. Gene Ontology annotation, biological process: interstrand cross-link repair; protein monoubiquitination. The record is from RefSeq and is a predicted model, not a curated record. Gene Ontology annotation, cellular component: nucleus; Fanconi anaemia nuclear complex. The coding region runs from base 280 to 1401 and encodes 373 amino acids.